UCUAAUAUCUCUCUUUAUCUCUCUCACGUGUGUGUCAGUGUGAAUUUUCCUUCCUUGGUGAGUAUAUAAAUUAAACUCACCUGCUUAAGAAAGUAUCUCAUAUUGCAUCCUCUCAACAAAAUUAAUGGAGCUUAUAAAAAUCAUCACUCUUCUAAGCCUUUUCUUCUCUUCUCUCAAACCAACUUUUUCUUCUUUACAUAUUCAAUCACAAUCACAUCCUUCACUUCAACAUCAAGGUGUAGUAAAUGCACACGAGCAGCUUUUUCUACCAAUACUGCAUAGAAAGCUAAGGUUCACUAAAAAGGUUAAAGAAUCUGAUGAAGCUAGAGAUCUUGUAUCACACAAGUUACAAGAUUCGUUUCCUUCAGGGAAACAAAAUCAGAAGAAGCAAAACGUGAAGCUUGGCAACAAGGGAACAAGACAAGAGUGGAUGGAGGAGGAAGACCCUUCACAAUAUUUUACUAUGGAUUAUAAUCGUGUCAAAAGACGGCGUCCCAUACACAACAAGAAAUUGCCGGUUGGUCCAUAAGGUGGUCAUUGCCAAAUGUUUGUAAUUAGGAAUUAGAAAUAGGAAAGUAGUUUUUACUUUUUAGUAUGAAAUUAAAUCUUUUUUAUUUAAAAUGUAUCAAUGACUUAGGGAACUUAUAUUAAUUAAAUACUUGUUAAGCUAAACAGUUGUGUAUAAUAUAUUUCUAUAUCAAA
Messenger RNA from Cicer arietinum (chickpea), 702 nucleotides. RefSeq lists its product as uncharacterized. The record is from RefSeq and is a predicted model, not a curated record. Lineage: Eukaryota; Viridiplantae; Streptophyta; Magnoliopsida; Fabales; Fabaceae.